This is a messenger RNA of Prorocentrum cordatum, 1860 nucleotides long. Lineage: Eukaryota; Dinophyceae; Prorocentrales; Prorocentraceae. The record is from the annotation of a GenBank genome assembly.
AUGUCUGCGACGUCGCGGUGCCUGGCGACGCUGAUCGCCGUCACGCUGGUCCAGGGCGGAGCUGGUGACUCUGCGCCCGGGCCCUCAGAGGCCUGCAGGCGCGACGCCGCAUCGGAGGAGCUGGAGGAGGCGCCACUGCUGCAGGUGAAAGCGGCGGCGGAGAGCAACCGCAGCAGCCAGACAUCGGAGGGACCCUCCUGCUGCUCGCACGGGUACAACUCCUUCCAUCAGGUCUUCUGUGAUCCCUUCUGCGUGUUCUACUCCCAGGUGGGCUGCAUGGCAGACGGGCAGAACGCCGCUUGUCGUUACUGUGGCGUGUCGGGAUCCCAGGACUGCCGCGUGAGGUCCUUUGGGGAAAGCGACAUCGACAAUGUUUUGGGCGAGGUUCGCAGGACGUGGCCCGGGGCGCGCAUCUCUGGGGCCGAGUGGGAGCCUGACGAAGGCCACUUGGGAACCGCGCAGUACGGCGGAAGCUUCGAGGUCGACGUCACGACACCCGAUGGCAGUGUCUGGGAAGUCGACGUAUCCCCCACGGGGAAGAUUCUAGAGAUCGAAGGAAAAGGGCAGCUUCUGCAGGCGAAAGCGGCGGCGGAGAGCAACCGCAGCAGCCAGACAUCGGAGGGACCCUCCUGCUGCUCGCACGGGUACAACUCCUUCCAUCAGGUCUUCUGUGAUCCCUUCUGCGUGUUCUACUCCCAGGUGGGCUGCAUGGCAGACGGGCAGAACGCCGCUUGUCGUUACUGUGGCGUGUCGGGAUCCCAGGACUGCAGCGUGAGGUCCUUCGGGGAAAGCGACAUCGACAAUGUUUUGGGCGAGGUUCGCAGGACGUGGCCCGGGGCGCGCAUCUCUGGGGCCGAGUGGGAGCCUGACGAAGGCCACUUGGGAACCGCGCAGUAUGGCGGAAGCUUCGAGGUCGACGUCACGACACCCGAUGGCAGUGUCUGGGAGGUCGACGUAUCCCCCACGGGGAAGAUUCUAGAGAUCGAAGGAAAAGAGCAGCUUCUGCAGGCGAAAGCGGCGGCGGAGAGCAACCGCAGCAACCAGACAUCGGAGGGGCCUUCUUGCUGCUCGCACGGAUACAACUCCUUCCAUCAGGUCUUCUGUGAUCCCUUCUGCGUGUUCUACUCCCAGGUGGGCUGCAUGGCAGACGGGCAGAACGCCGCUUGUCGUUACUGUGGCGUGUCGGGAUCCCAGGACUGCAGAGUGAGGUCCUUCGGGGAAAGCGACAUCGACAAUGUUUUGGGCGAGGUUCGCAGGACGUGGCCCGGGGCGCGCAUCUCUGGGGCCGAGUGGGAGCCUGACGAAGGCCACUUGGGAACCGCGCAGUACGGUGGAAGCUUCGAGGUCGACGUCACGACACCCGAUGGCAGUGUCUGGGAGGUCGACGUAUCCCCCACGGGGAAGAUUCUAGAGAUCGAAGGAAAAGGGCAGCUUCUGCAGGCGAAAGCGGCGGCGGAGAGCAACCGCAGCAACCAGACAUCGGAGGGGCCUUCCUGCUGCUCGCACGGGUACGGCUCCUUCAAUCAGGUUUUUUGUGAUCCUUUCUGCAUGUUCUACUUCCAGGUGGGCUGCAUGGCAGACGGGCAGAACGCCGCUUGUCGUUACUGCGGUGUGCAGUGGUCUUGGGACUGCCGCGUGAGGUCCUUCGGGGAAAGCGACAUCGACAGUAUCCUGGGCGAGGUUCGCAGGACGUGGCCCGGGGCGCGCAUCUCUGGGGCCGAGUGGGAGCCUGACGAAGGCCACUUGGGAACCGCGCAGUACGGCGGAAGCUUCGAGGUCGACGUCACGACACCCGAUGGCAGUGUCUGGGAGGUCGACGUAUCCCCCACGGGGAAGAUCCUGAGCGUGGAGGCCAAUUGA